UCGAUCAGUGACUUCCACCGCCAAGUGGCAGCAACGGAUUUGCUUCGGUUCGCUAUAUCGGUUCUGGAAAAUCAAAAAGAAAAAAAAGCCAGCUCAAUUUCCCAGCUCUACGUCGUCGUCGGGAGUUUAUCGAGCGUGUAAUUUGUGCUCCGUUCGCGAGAUUUAUGAUCCACGGCACCCGCCCACUGACAGCCUAAAUGUCUGCACCCCGCUCGCCCCUUCGAUUCCGGCAGAUCCGCUGGGUGGCCUGCCUGCUGGCCGCCGUGUGGUUCUCUUCCGGCCAGGCUCAGUUGCCAGGAGCAGGUUUCCAGGGACAACGGCCGCAGGUUCCCCCGCUGCAGCCGCUCCAACAGCCAGCCAAUCCCUUCCAGCGCCGCCAGCCCAAUCCUGUCCAGGGUCAAGGACUAUUCCCGGGUCAGCGAAAUCCCCUGAACCCGCUGGCUCCUCCGCUGACGGACGCUGGCCUUCAGAAUCCCUACACCAGGUACAACCAGUACCAGCAGCAGAACUACGUGCCCAUCACUGCCUACCAAAACGAACUCAAUCUGGAUGGCAGCUUCUCCUAUGGAUACUCCUCGGCCGAUGGAACCACUGCCCAGGCUCAGGGUUACGUCAAGAACUUGGGAUACGGCGAGGGGGUGGAGGCUCAGGUGAUUCAGGGCUCCUACUCGUACACCUCACCAGAGGGAACUCCCAUAACAGUACGUUACAUUGCGGAUGAGAAUGGAUUCCGGGCGGAGGGCACAGGGAUUCCCGCUUCUCCGCAAUAUUUCACUGGUGCCCAACCUUAUCAACAGGGUUUGCUGAAUCCCAACUUGAAUCCUUACCAAACACCCUUCCGCCAGCUGCCACCACCGCUGCCAAAUGCACCAUUCCGUCCUCAGAUCCCAGGACAACAGGCUUUGACCCCGCUGCAACAGCAACAGCAGCAGCAACAGUUGCAGCAGCAACGCAACUUCCAGCAGCAACAGCAAUCGAACUCGGGGCAAUAUCAGCCAGAUCAGCCGUUUAACCAACUGCAUUCCGGUAAUUUACCCGGGCAAUAUGCCGGACAAUUUGGCCAGCAAUCCUUUGGCAGCAAUCUCACGGCACAGCAGCAACAGAAUCUGAAUCAGCAACAGCAGCAGCAGCAGCAACAACAGCAGCAGCAACAGCAGAAGGAGCAGCAGAAUGAGCAGCAGCAACAGGCCUUGAUUACCCAACAACUGAGGGGCAGACCCAACAACCUAGUGGAUCCCUAUGGCUACAACCAGUAUGGCAGGCGAUUCAAGAAGUCCCCAAAGAAAUAAUUGCAGAAAGAAAUAUAAUUUUAACGAUCAUUUAGUCGAAAUGUAGUCGCAACUCAAAGGCAUGAAAUACAUGCAUCUGAAA
This is a messenger RNA of Drosophila ficusphila, 1371 nucleotides long. It is a transcript of the gene Cpr47Ee, whose product is annotated as CCR4-Not complex 3'-5'-exoribonuclease subunit Ccr4. The transcript has 2 exons. Lineage: Eukaryota; Metazoa; Arthropoda; Insecta; Diptera; Drosophilidae. Gene Ontology annotation, cellular component: chitin-based extracellular matrix. The record is from RefSeq and is a predicted model, not a curated record. Gene Ontology annotation, molecular function: structural constituent of chitin-based larval cuticle. Bases 198 to 1289 code for a protein of 363 amino acids.